Artibeus jamaicensis (Jamaican fruit-eating bat) is the source of this 1063-nucleotide messenger RNA. RefSeq names its product Aly/REF export factor (gene ALYREF). NCBI's taxonomy places the organism in Eukaryota, Metazoa, Chordata, Mammalia, Chiroptera, Phyllostomidae. Gene Ontology annotation, molecular function: mRNA binding. The record is from RefSeq and is a predicted model, not a curated record. Gene Ontology annotation, biological process: mRNA export from nucleus. The coding region runs from base 1 to 768 and encodes 255 amino acids. Gene Ontology annotation, cellular component: nucleus. The transcript is spliced from 6 exons.
AUGGCCGACAAAAUGGACAUGUCCCUGGACGACAUCAUUAAGCUGAACCGGAGCCAGCGAGGCGGCCGCGGCGGGGGCCGGGGUCGAGGACGGGCCGGCUCCCAGGGAGGCCGCGGCGGAGCUCAGGCUGCUGCACGAGUGACCCGGGGCGGCGGGCCCAUCCGGAACCGGGCGGCGCUAGCUCGCGGUGCGGCGGGCGGCGGCGGCAGGAACCGGCCGGCGCCCUACAGCAGGCCGAAACAACUUCCUGACAAGUGGCAACAUGACCUUUUCGACAGCGGCUUUGGGGGAGGUGCCGGUGUGGAGACCGGCGGGAAGCUGCUGGUGUCCAAUCUAGAUUUUGGAGUGUCCGACGCUGAUAUUCAGGAGCUCUUCGCUGAGUUUGGGACGCUGAAGAAGGCAGCUGUGCACUACGACCGCUCCGGCCGCAGCCUGGGCACUGCCGACGUGCACUUCGAACGGAAGGCAGAUGCCCUGAAAGCCAUGAAACAGUACAACGGCGUCCCUUUGGAUGGGCGCCCCAUGAACAUCCAGCUCGUCACGUCACAGAUCGACACACAGCGCAGACCGGCACAGAGCGUAAACAGAGGCGGGAUGAUCAGAAACCGUGGCUCCGGAGGUUUUGGCGGCGGCGGCACUCGGAGAGGCGCCCGGGGAGGCAGCCGGGGCAGAGGCAGGGGCACUGGCCGAAGUCCGAAGCAGCAGAUCUCUGCAGAGGAGUUGGACGCCCAGCUGGACGCUUACAACGCCAGGAUGGACACCAGUUAGAGCGCCGGCCAGUCCGAGUGGAGCUGGGCCCAGACGUCGCAUCCUGCGCCCGCGGGCAGGGGUGGAGGGGUCGGGCCGUGUGGCCAGUGAUGGAUUUGUUUUUUCUGUUUCAAAAUAGGAUUUAAAUUUCAUGUAAAGGUUUUUCUUUUUUUUUCCUUUCUUUUUUUUUUUUUAAUUCUGAAACAGACCUGUUUUGUACUGAGUUAUUUUUGGGAUAAACUUUGCUGGUUGCUGUUGUGGGGGAGGUGGCCUGCUCACCUCCGCCAUAAUAAACAGACGCGUGUGUAGAACUGGA